This is a messenger RNA of Amaranthus tricolor (Joseph's coat), 2327 nucleotides long. Its product is annotated as increased DNA methylation 3-like. The record is from RefSeq and is a predicted model, not a curated record. NCBI's taxonomy places the organism in Eukaryota, Viridiplantae, Streptophyta, Magnoliopsida, Caryophyllales, Amaranthaceae. Bases 1599 to 2087 code for a protein of 162 amino acids. The transcript has 3 exons. Gene Ontology annotation, cellular component: nucleus.
UAACAAUAUACAUUUGUUCUGCUUUGUCAUUCUUUUUGUUGUUCAUUCAUUGAAUUUGUUUGUUUGGUUUAUCAUUUUCUUCAUUUGAUGAUCUGGGGUUUCAUGGGUUUGAUUCUGAUUAUUACAAAUUUGAUAUCUGAUAAAAAUGUGGGUUGUUGAUUUUGGGCUUUUGGGGUUUAUGGUUCAAGGGUUUUCAUGUUAUCCUUGUUGAAUAGUGAUUUAGUCACGCUGUAGAUUUCAUUUUGUUCAUUUGAUGAUCUGGGGUUUCAUGUUUUAAUUUGAAUGAUACACAAGUGUUAAUUUCUGAUAAAAAUGUGUAUUGAUUUUGAGUUUUUAGGGGUUUAGGGGUUUUGAGUUUUUUCUUGUUAAAAACCAACACAGUGGUUGAUAUCAUAGAUAACAAAGAAUGGAGGGGUGGAUACUUACAUGUAUCUUUAUAUACAGUUGUGACUUUUUAUUAGAUCUCUUAGAAAAUUAUUGAUGGGAUGUAUAACUCAAUUAUGAUUGGAAAAUUGGAUCUAAUAAACAGUGGUGCUCUUGUUGCAUCCAUAAAGUUUUGGAAUGUUGCAUUGAACAGGAGAUAUAAAUGAGUGGGAAAUGUGUGUUUCCAUUAUGAACUGAUUAGUUUGUCUGAAAUCAAGAUUCAAGAAUUGAGAUUUAGGAAAAAGAUAAAAAUGCAGUUUUGAGCUACUGCCUGCUCCUCUCUUCUAUUUUAUUUCACUAAUUUUCUGAAUGCCCCAACAAUACUUGUACAUAAGUAUAUAAAGACAAUAUUCCUAGAUAAGCUAUUUACAAAAUACCCUUACUACCGUCUUCCCCUUCUCUUAUAAGUUAUUAGAGGCCUUGGACCUGGGUCUAUAGAGUAGAGAUUGUAUCCCUUAGAUGAUCUCGUAGUGUGACAUUACCCACCGCCUGAUGUACUACCUUGUCCUUAAGAUGAGCGUGUGAAUAAGUGUGUAGCAUUUUCGUGCAGUCUUCCUAUGUUGCUUUUUACUUAGGCAAGCCUUCCCACAAAACCAGAAGCUCGCAUUGGUCUUGCCCUUGUGUCCGUACUUGUAGUACUUCUUUUGGUAGAGCCAAUCUUUCCAUUGUCACUGCUACUGGCGGUGGUGUGGUUGAUGCCAUUGAUUCCUCUUCAGCCUUCUUUAGUUGGUAAACGUGAAAGACAUGGUGGAUAUUGCUAGUAGUUAGUAAUUCCAACUUGUAUGCUACCUUGCCCACUCUUUGUAGCACUCUGUAUGGGUCAUAAAAAUGUGGUGCUAGCUUUUCAUUUGGUCGUUUGGCUAGAGAUCUUUGUUGGUAGGGUUAGGGUUUCAAGUAAACUAAGUCUCUCAUAGAGAAGGAUAUUUCUUGGUUGUGCAUGUCCGUGAAGUGCUUCAUUCUUUGUUGGGCCUUGGUGGUAUUGAAUAUUAGUUUGUCCAAAAUAGCAUCUCGUUCUUGCAAUAAUUGAUAUAGGCUAUCAAUGUUGGUGUGCUUAUGUCCAAAACACAUGAUAUGGAGUGGGACUCUGCCAUAUAGGGCUUGAAACCGAGUCAAGCGCAUAGAGUGGUGAAGAGAGGUGUUGUAGCAAAAUUCAGCUCAAUGUACGCAUCUUGUCCAUGAUAAUCGUGCACAAAGCAAAGGAGAGCAGGUUAAAUUUUUGUGAAAUUUUGAACGCCAAAGUUGGUGGAGCUAAUAUGGUAGUGCAUUCUACACUUCGUGACCCCAUUCCUGUAGCUCUAAGUGGAACAGCUGGACUUGGAGCAUUUGGACCUUCUGUUGGUCAUGUUGACAUCGGAAUAAGCAAAUCAGCAUACUUGUUUCGAGUUGCACUUCCUGGUGUUACAAAGGAAAAUUGUCAUUUAAAGUGUGAGAUUGAGCGUGAUGGCAAAGUUCUUCUUCGAGGAGUUGUAAUUGGUGGAGAUUUAGCUAAAACGAGACCUGAAAAAGAGUAUGACAAAAAAGUCGCACAGUUGACCCCAGCAGGGCCAUUCACAAUAUGUUUCAGGUUACCUGGUCCUGUUGACCCAAGGCUAUUCUUACCCACAUUCAGGUCAGAUGGUAUCCUCGAGGGUGCGGUGUUCAAAUACAGGGCGCGUGUGAUAUAAGUUCGAUUCCUUCAUGAUCCGAAACAAUGUCCGCUGCUCUAUAAAAUGUGUGUUACAUUUAACAGGAUUUUAGUUUGUAUAGUUGUAUGAUAUUACAAAUUUGCAAAACUACAGAUGUUUGGGCAAGUAUUGGUGCUAACAACUAUGCUUCAGAACUUGCAAAACUACAGAAACAUAUUGAUACAUUGUGAUCAUUCUUAAAUACUGUUGCUAAGUGAUGAAAACAAUUGGUUCUAGGAA